This is a messenger RNA of Phacochoerus africanus (Common warthog), 3108 nucleotides long. It is a transcript of the gene ZNF839, whose product is annotated as zinc finger protein 839. The transcript has 8 exons. The record is from RefSeq and is a predicted model, not a curated record. NCBI's taxonomy places the organism in Eukaryota, Metazoa, Chordata, Mammalia, Artiodactyla, Suidae. The coding region runs from base 17 to 2713 and encodes 898 amino acids.
CCCCGCGUCGGCCGUCAUGGCGGACGCGGAGCCGGAGGCUGAGGAUGGCAGCGAGGACGGCGGCGGCGGCGGCGGCCGGGCUCCCCGCGGCCAGAGCGGCAGCGCCGCGCCCGUCGCCCCGCUGGGCCCCGAGCAGCUGCGGCGGGUCCUGGAGCAGGUGACGAAGGCGCAGCCGCCCGCGGAGCCGCCGCCGCCGCCCUUCGUGCUGCAGGACGCGGCGCGGAGGCUGCGCGACGCGGCCCAACAGGCCGCCCUGCAGCGCGGCCCCGGCGCCGAGGCCCCGCGCCCGCCGCGCCUGCUGCCGCCGCAGCAAUUGGAAGCCAUUUGUGUCAAGGUAACAUCCGGAGAGACGAGAGGUCAGGAAAAGCCGAUGCCUGCGCUGGCCACCCUCCAGCCCACGUCGGCCAGGCCGGGCCAGACACCCAGGAAGCAGUGCAGCGUGUUGGGGCUCAGCGUUGCCAGCUCUCAGCUGCUCAGGGCGCAGCCCCUGCCGAGCGCCGGGCCACAGCCUUGUCUCCUGAGCCACUCACCGCAGCCUCCUGUUCAGGUGUUUGUACGGCGGCCCCUGCCCGCCCUCCGACCAGUCCCUGCCAAGAGAGUCUUGGUCAUGGAGGCUCCAAGUGGCCAGGAUACCACGGUGGCCCCACCGUCAGCCUCUGACCCGCCAACAGCAACGCCUGUUCCAUCCAGUUCAGCAAAUGUAUCUAUUCCCAGCUCGCAUACACAACACACUGCGAAACUAAAAAAAUCCUUGAAAGUCAAAACACGUUCUGGACGGAUAUCUCGACCUCCCAAGUAUAAAGCUAAAGAUUAUAAAUUCAUAAAGACGGAGGACUUGGCCGACAGUCACCCCUCCGAUUCUGACGAUUAUUCAGAGCUGAGUGUGGAAGAAGACGAAGACCAGAGGGAAAAGCAGGAGCUCUUUGAUUUAUCGAGCUGCUCCCUGAGGCCCAAAGCCUUUAAGUGUCAGACCUGUGAAAAGUCGUACAUAGGAAAGGGGGGUCUGGCCCGACACUUGAAACUUAAUCCAGGUCACGGCCCCCCGGAGCCUGAGAUGCUGCCGUCUGAGAAAGCCACCGCCGGGAGCCUGACCCCGGGCCCCUCGGGGGGCAGGAGCGCCGGCCUGGCAUCCCGGGGGCUGGCCAUGCCAGCUCUACGUGACGGAGGGGCCCGGUCUGCUAGGGGUGGCCUGCAGAACGGCCAGUCCAUAGACGUUGAAGAGGCUUCGAUGUCUGAACCAGAAAGUGGAAGUUUUUCAGCCCUUUUGGGAUCGGAGAGACACCCAGGAGCUGGAAGAAGUGGCUGCUCCGUGGCCCCUGCAGAGCCCUGCGAGGCUGUCCUGGAGCAGAGCCGAGCGGCUCGCCCGAGUGUGGGUGCCUCGGCAGCCGGUGUGCAGAGCACGGCAAGGAACAGAGCCAGGCUCCUGGAGUUUCUCCACCAGUGUGACCGGGCGGAUCUCGUGGAAUUGGCUCUGCCUCAGCUGGCUCAGGUCGUGACCGUGUACGAGUUUCUUCUGAUGAAGGUUGAAAAAGGGCAUCUAGCAAAACCUUUCUUCCCAGCUGUAUACAAGGAAUUUGAAGAGCUGCAUAAAAUGGUUAAGAAAAUGUGUCUAGAUUACCUCCAAAGUUCUGGCCCCUGUUCUCAGGAGACCCUGGAAAUAAACAACAACAAGGUUGCCGAGUCCUUAGGAAUCACAGAGGAACUCCUGAGGAGAAGAGGAAUUCACGCGGACGGCCUUGCACCCGAGCGCAGCCGCGGGGAGGUGGACACGGGGGAGCCGGAGGCACCUGGCCGGCGGAAGAGGGAGGAUGAGACUGCAGAGGAGGGGCUGCCAUCAGUGAAAAGGGCCAGACCAGGAACUCGGCCCCGGGACACCCCUGAGCGUUCUGCCCCCGGCGGAGGCCUGCAGGCGCAGGCCGCCUGCACCCCAGCUGCUGGCGAAGGUCUUGCCCCUGGGGGAAGUGGGGGUGCCUGUCACCCCUCUGAAGAAAGCCCCACGCGGCCGACUUCUGAGCGCGAGAGCAGCGCAGCGCAGGCCGGCCAGCAGCUGAGCGCGUCGGCUGACUCCGCGGCGGGGAGCGGGCCCGCAGACGCUGCUGUCCCCAGCCUUUUCUCUCGGUUAGGAGGCCCGGGGACACCAGCCUGGGAGCACUUGCCAGAGCGCGACACGAGGGACAGUCUGGGCAGCGCCUCGACGGCCCUGCUGCCUGGCAGGUCUGGAAAUGCAGCGGCAGGAAAGCCCCGAGAGAUGCUCGACCCCCACCUGAGCGAGGUCCUGCUUCCGGGGGCCCCUCCGCUGGGGACAGCCUGGUCUGUGGACAUCGUGCCAGCUGCCUGUGCCUGCAGCCCUGUGUCCCAGCCCGGGCUUCAGCCCAGCCGGGGCGGAUCGCUGUGUGCCACAGGGGGUCUCGGGAGCCACGAGGGGGACAUGGACCAGUCCCCCUGCGGCACCGAGGCCCAGGCCGACCAGAGGGGACUGGAGAGCAUCGUUGCCAUCGGGGAAGCCAUGGCUUUUGAAAUUUCCAGCGGGUGCCAUGAGGUGUUGUCUCAGGGACAGGGGCAGGUAUUUAUUCAGACCUCCGACGGGCUUAUCCUGUCCCAUCCAGGCUCCAUCGUGUCUGGGGAGGGGGACAUAGUCAUUGUGACGGAUUCAGACGGGCCUGCCCUGCAGAUGGGCCCCCCUGAACCCGUGGAGGCAGCGCCCUCACAGUGAGGUGGAGUCAGAACUGCAGGCUAGAUUUGUAUGUAUUUUGUCCAGAGAAGGUCUAUUUCAAGGAAUGUAUAUUUUUCUAAUGUGAAUACUGGCAAAAGUGAACAUUUUAUUUAUAAAGAAUAUUGCCUUUCUACCCCUCCGUCUACCGUUUUCUCCGUCCUGCUCGUUGUAAUGAUGGCAUGUGCUACCUGACAGUGGAUCCCGCAGCCCCUCUCACUCGUCGCGUCUCUCGACAACCACUGCCGUUGACAUUUGGUUACUGUCGAUCGAUUGUCUGCCCUGCUCUCCAGUCCCCAAAACGAUGUCCCUUUUCUCCUCGCUAUGUCCUGCUUUUUCAGCAGACUUGGUCCAUACUAGAAGCUUCUUCUGGUUCAAUAAAAAAAUAUGGAAGCUUG